This is a messenger RNA of Melospiza georgiana, 5704 nucleotides long. RefSeq names its product dehydrogenase/reductase 12 (gene DHRS12). The coding region runs from base 32 to 1003 and encodes 323 amino acids. The transcript has 10 exons. The record is from RefSeq and is a predicted model, not a curated record. NCBI's taxonomy places the organism in Eukaryota, Metazoa, Chordata, Aves, Passeriformes, Passerellidae.
CGGCUGCGGGGGCGGCGGCAGCAGCAGCGCCAUGUCCUGGUACCGCAACACCGUGUGGUUCGUGAAGGGGCUGCGGGAGUACACGAGAGGUGGUUACGAGUCUGCUUCCAAGCGCUUCAACCCAGCUGAUGUGGAGGUGGAUAUGGCUGGAAGAUCCUUCCUGGUCACUGGAGCAAACAGUGGCAUUGGCAAGGCCACAGCCAAGGAGAUAGCGAGGAGAGGUGGCACGGUUCAUCUGGUUUGCCGAAAUAAGGAACGGGCUGAAGUUGCCAAAGAGGAAAUAGUGACAGAAACGGGCAAUCAGAAUAUCUUCUUGCAUAUUGUGGAUAUAUCUAAUCCCAAGGAAAUAUGGAAGUUUGCUGAAAAAUUCCGAAAUGAACAUAAAUUAAAUGUGUUGAUCAACAAUGCGGGAUGUAUGGUGAAUAACAGAGAGUUAACUGAAGAUGGACUUGAAAAAAACUUUGCAACAAACACUUUGGGUACAUAUAUCAUGACAACUGCCCUGGUGCCCCUCCUGGAAAAAGCAGCUGAUGCCAGAGUGAUCACUGUCUCUUCUGGGGGCAUGCUAGUUCAAAAACUAAACGUAUCUGACUUGCAGUCGGAAAGCGGGUCAUUUGAUGGAACCAUGGUGUAUGCACAGAACAAGAGACAGCAAGUUGUCCUGACAGAACAGUGGGCAAAGGCUCACAGAAAUAUCCAUUUCUCAGUGAUGCACCCCGGCUGGGCAGACACCCCAGCUGUGAGAUCAGCCAUGCCGGAUUUCUAUGAGAGGAUGAAGAACUCUCUGCGCACGGAGGCCCAGGGAGCCGACACCGUCCUGUGGUUGGCGGUGUCAGCUGAAGCAACAAAGCUGCCCAGUGGCUUGUUCUUCCAAGACAGGCAACCAGUCCCUACACACUUACCCCUAGCAUACACCCACAGUCCACCAGAGGAUGAAGAGAAGCUAAUGGAGGUGCUGGAAGAGUUCUCCCAGAAGUUUAAAUCUGCUUCUCCAGGAAUUUAGGGUCUCUGCUGACACUGUGUCACCACAAAUUUUCUAAUUACACAGUAAUCUGCUGUUGAGGGGAAGUAGGAUGCCAUAGGCCUGUUAAAAAUGAAUUAGGUUCAGGUGUUCUCGUAAUGAGGUGGUAGAGUGGCACCUGUGUAAUUUUCCUCUGCUGCCAAGUCUCUCCCAUUGUGAAUAUGCAGCUGCUGCCUGAAGACACACUAAGGUUGUGUUCUUUGGAUUGGAAGAAAAAUUGAGAAAACACUGAGCACAGAGAAAUGCAGAGGAGUGUACUUUCAGUAGCCUUUGUGAAGGACUUCAGGAAAGAACAGGGAAUGUUUUACACAACUUUUAACUGCUGUAUUGGACAGGUUGGUGGCUUCCUUCACUGCAUGAGGGUGAUUGGGCUCAAGCAUGUAACUGGGAAUGCAUAAAGUCUCUUGCAGAGCCUGCUUAGUUUAAAGGGUAGGAUUCCUCACAGCCUUUAGUUUCUAUAAAUUAGUGCUGGUAUGCAGAAGUGAUCUGCUUCCUCAUGUUUAAACAGCAAGAAUUUGGGAACACUGCCAAAUGCCUUCCACAUUACUUUAUGGAGCCAGGGCUAAAUAUUAUCCCAUUUAUGUCAAAAUACCAUGAAGUAGGAGGUUUCAACACAACACACCCAGACAUGGCUGGAUCCAGCAGAGAAAUGGCUGCAUGACUGUAGGCACAAAAAGAAACAACGUGCUAAGGUGUAUCUGCUUGCCAUUUCUGUGAGAGAUUAAAGGGAAUUGUUUUAUCAUUGUGAAUGGAUUAAGAGGGCAAGGGAGCACUGGUGUGGCACAGGUUUUAGAGGAGAAUGUACCUCCUGAUGAGAGGCUUGUAUUUUGUCUGGGUGUGUUUACUUCCAGACACAGAGGACAGGAUUCAUCCUGCCUGAUCUGUGGACAUUUGAAUUACUCACAGAGUUUCUCACUGUAAAUCGGUAGAGGGGAAAAUGGGCUUUUUCACAGGGAUUUACUGGAUCCAGUUUGAGAAGCACCACCUACAGUGCUGAAUCUUUCUAAGAGUGCUGAAGACAAUCAGCUCAGACUAAGACUUUCUGGUGGGACUCAUUUUGUCUUAAUUAUUUCAGAUCUACUGCAAAGCCAAGACUAUUAUUAACAAAGGUAACACCUUUUCUCCUGAACUGAGUGUGUUUAUUAACCAGCUGCCUCCAGAACCAGCCAAGUUGUUGCAGUGUUUCACGUGUGCCUCACACCAGUGUGGUAAGACCAGGGACCUAAACACAAAUAUAACACAGAUGUUCCUGAGCUCUCUGCAGUGACUGGCAGCUAAAGACUGGUGAUGGACAGAGGAGAGCUCUUUCUGUCUUGCUUUAUGUAAUUUAGUUUCCUCCUGGCUGAUGGUAUUUCCUCAUUAUUCAAAGAUCUCCUAUUAAGUAUCAGUUUAAGAAAAAUCUGCUUUUUUCAGCCUAUUGUCAAUCUCCCUAGAAGUAAAGACUUUACUGUCAGAGAUGCCCUGACAAAAAUUUUCCCAUGAUAAGCAGUGCUGAGACAAGUCCGGCUGUCACAGCUCCUCCUGAAGAGGCUGGGUCAGCGUUCAAGUUAUUGCCUCAUUUAUAAACUUAACUCCUUCUUGUCCUACAGUGAAAGAAAACAACAGCAAGGCUUGUACAGAGGUUUAUUUCCUGCAAAUUUGGUAUUAACAUUUUCUAUGGUUUCAGCUGUUAAAUACAGUUACCCAAAACGAGAGCAUGGCUGGAAGCAUGUAUAGUAACUACAUCUCUUAACCCAAUAGCUGCAAGGCUAAUAAAAACAUUUGCAUUAUUUAGUAUUUACAUCAGUUUGCUUCUCAGCUCUGCAGUACAGAAGAAAAGUUUAAUGACUGGUAUUUAAAUAGUUCAUAAAAGUACAAAUUGUGCACUAUAUAUGUAUAUAUUUAACACAUUUUAGUUCACAUUCUACACUAGUGUAUUUGAAUAGCCUAUAUUUUUCAUUUUUUGUCACAGCUUAAAAAUUAAGCCAGUGAAGAAACUGCUUUAAUCAAAGUUUGGUCACAGUGUCUAAGAGCAACAUGCUAUGGUUUAAGAGCACUUCUGAUUUAAAAAGAACUAAACAACAGGAACAGCAAGUAGAAACUAAGUCCAGAGUGUCACACACUUUGGUAUUAUGGUCCUGCUGAUGCUUUAUUUCAGCCUGAUUCCACGAGAGCAAACAUGGCAUGUGGCUGCAAGCCAGUGAGAGGAUCUGUCUAAUGCAGAGUGACUUGCAACUUCAUGUAAGUGAAUACAUUUACACACUCACAGAUUAUGCUGGGUCAGAAGGGAUCCACAAGGAUCAUGGUGUCCAACUCCUGGCCCUGCACAGGACACCCCAAGAGUCACACCAGGUGCUGAGAGCACUGUCCAAAUGCUUCUUGAACUCUGUCAGGCUGCUGCUGUGAUCACUUCCCAGGGGAGCUGUUCCAGUGCCCAGCCACCCUCUGGGUCAAGAACCUUUUCCUGAUAUCCAACCUAAACCUCCCCUGGCACAACUUAAGGCCAUUCCUUUGGGCCCUGUCACUGGUCACCCCAGAGAAGAGAUCAGUGCCUGCCCCUCCUCUUCCCCUCACAAGGAAGUUGUAGACUGUGAUUAGGUUUCCCCUCACUCUCCUCUUCCACUUUAAAACUUCAUGAACAAAAUAAAAACAGCAUCCAGUGACAGAUGAGCAGAAGAUGAAGGUGGCACAGGUCCUUGUUAAGCAGUGCACACUGGGAGUCUGAGAGCACAUCUGGUUCUUGGGAAUGGAAUGACAAGCACAGCAGCUGCUCUUGGCACCCUUUCCAGUCCAGGCACAGCCCCACACUUCUUGUGGCAGCUUUGAGGCUUUUAUGACUCUGACCUCACUCUGAUAGCUUCAUAUUUUUCUUCAUUUUGUGAAGUCAGCUACUUGGGAAGUUUUUGCUCUCAGGGAUCUUGCAGAGGAAUGUAGCACCACAGAGCACAUGUGGAGUUGAUCAUUACCCUACAUCCUAAUGGAAAGGCACAGCCCAUCAUUAGUGCAGCAGGGUGGUUAUGCAGGGACCACUGCAACUUCUCUUUUUGUCUUGGAUGAAAGUUUUAGGAGGUCAAUGUAACAGGUAUCAAACAAUUUUGUAAACUGCAUUUUGUCUUUAGUUUUAAUUUCUGGGUCGUCUUUAUUCAUUGUUUAAAAAAACUCAAUAAACUAAAUCAACCUGCUGUUGAUUAAAGUUGUAAAAAAUUGUUUGUUGUUUGCCUUUGAAUGGGGGCACUCCCAUAAAUACCUCACAAUUUUGGAGUGAACUGCCAAUACCAAUUGUUGGCAUUUGCAGUAACACACACUCCAGCUUCUGUGUUCUACUCAGUGGGAACAAGGUAUGAGCAGGGCCACCCCUUUCCCUUCCUGUUAAAACAGGGCUCAAGUGGGAUUUUGAAUAUGCACUGCGUGGACUCCAAGGGAGUUCUGCUAUAUCCUUCAUUAUAGCCUGAUAAGUCAGUCCUGCAAACCUCAAUGGAAAUAAAUUUAUUUGGUGGGGGGAUAAUCCCAGCCAUUUCAAUUGUCAGUACAAGCACUAGUUUGUAUUUUUGUAAUGACAAAGUCUUUCUAAAAGCUAUGGCACUUGAAGCAGUACUAGUUUUCCUCAAUUUGGUGAGUGAAGAGUCAACAUGGAGUUAGUCCUUCAGGGAACAACCUGCUCGAACAGUGGAGGAGGGCAGCUAUGAAGCAGUUCAAAUCUGUGAGUUGCUCUGUGUGUUACUCUCUCACCCUCCCUGCAAAAAUAAAGCACCCCAUCUCAUGACACUGGGUCAUACUUAUCUAAAACUAGUGCUGGUCAACAUCUACAGUCAUUUUAGACUGGCAGUUUCCACUCUGGCAGAGCACAGCUUUGCAUCUUCCCUAGCUCAGCUCACAGUAUUUCUUGUUUGUGUAAAGUUCCAUCUCUUGCUUUGUUAGGAGAGGCAAUUCUGGGCACAUUGCAGCACAGCCAGCAACUGAUUACACGAGAUAAUUUUAAAAUGCAACUAAGAUGACUUACUUAAAAAAUCUGUAUUCCUGCAGUCUCCCAGAAAGCACUGAUCUGGAUAAUGAGAGAAAGGCUUUGAAAAGGCACCAAAUCUGAUAGGAAGGAAGUGCAAAAAACCCACUUCUGGGACUAAAAGUGAUCAAAUCCAAGAACUUCAGUUUGUGCAGUAGGGCAGUAUUUAUGUUCCUCUCUCUAGAGGGAGCCAUCAGAUAAAGAAAAAUUAUGUAUUCCUCUGAAGGAAGUGUGUUUUCUAUCAAAACAAAAGCUAAUGCUCAGCUUUAUGAAGGGGGCACGGUGUCAGCCUGGCCAAAGAUCUUCAGCAGGACAGGUUUCUGCCCUGCUGCCAGGAGAUACAACUCAAACCUUUGCUGUACCAGCAGUGCCAUUUCCCACAUAAAAAUAUUGUCCAAACAGGGGAAGGGAAGAGUGGUAAAACCUGCACUUGUGCAAACCUCAGGGAGAGAGGUCCCAGGAAGUGCCAUUUUCUUUGAUGGUUAAAAAUCUUGAGCAUCUUCCCUCCCUUUACUUUUCAGUUUAGAGUCCACGAUCCACAGGGAGCCUUGGAGUAAUGCACAAAAUCAUGCAAUUCCUCUGCUGCCCAGACACCAUUUCCUUUGGGCUGCUCACCCAGCCAGGCACUCAGGGUAAGAAUUUGUCCAGGCAAAAGACAUGUCCAUACAACAGCUGUCAGUUUUAUGACAAUUCACAAACAGGCA